Branchiostoma belcheri (Belcher's lancelet) is the source of this 336-nucleotide messenger RNA. RefSeq lists its product as uncharacterized. NCBI's taxonomy places the organism in Eukaryota, Metazoa, Chordata, Leptocardii, Amphioxiformes, Branchiostomatidae. The transcript is spliced from 2 exons. The coding region runs from base 1 to 336 and encodes 111 amino acids. The record is from RefSeq and is a predicted model, not a curated record.
AUGACUCUGCUGCAGAUCCUACUCUUCUCCUCCUGCUGCUUCUUUGCAUCCGGCCUGAUGCCGAUCACUGGGUUUUGCCAGUCUGACGCAGAUUGCAUCCACGCGGACGGUGACGACAUCUCCUGCUGCGCGCAGUGGAACGUCAAGAUGCCCAUCCGCGUGUGCAAGAGCCUGCGCAAGGAGGGUCAAGUCUGCAAGGUCAACACGCCAGACUUCCCUCUCCUGGAGCGGCAGCGCAACAGCUUCCUGUGCCCCUGUCACGGCGGCUUCGAGUGCCAGCCACUGGAAGGGAAAUACCGCGUCGGGAAGUGCAAGGCGGCAGAGGCGGCGGUGUAG